CGGCGGGCGGAAGGAGGCGGCCCGGCGGGCACCGGCGGCGGUCAUAUAUUGGAAUGAACUGCAAACAGUAAACAAACACCACAGUAUUUUCAUCAAAGCAGGACACACGGGGACAAGGGGAAUAUUGGUGUUCCAUCUAACUAAGAUCCUCAACAGUGAAGGAGCUUGGAAAAAACCUCCAGUAGGGCUGUUAACACUGAUGAGAGAUCUUGUAUGCCAAGAUUGCCUGUAUUUGAACAGACCACAUCAUGCGUGAGUACAAGCUAGUGGUCCUGGGUUCAGGAGGCGUUGGGAAGUCUGCUUUGACUGUACAAUUUGUUCAGGGAAUUUUUGUUGAAAAAUAUGACCCCACAAUAGAAGAUUCAUACAGAAAGCAAGUGGAAGUAGACUGCCAACAGUGUAUGCUUGAAAUCCUCGAUACAGCAGGGACAGAGCAAUUUACAGCAAUGAGGGAUCUCUAUAUGAAGAACGGUCAAGGGUUUGCACUAGUAUAUUCUAUUACAGCACAGUCCACAUUUAAUGACUUACAGGACCUGAGGGAACAGAUUUUACGGGUUAAGGACACUGAAGAUGUUCCAAUGAUUCUGGUUGGCAAUAAAUGUGACCUGGAAGAUGAACGCGUAGUUGGCAAAGAACAGGGUCAGAACUUAGCAAGACAGUGGUGUAACUGUGCCUUUCUAGAAUCGUCUGCAAAGUCUAAAAUCAAUGUUAAUGAGAUCUUUUAUGACCUGGUCAGACAAAUAAACAGAAAAACACCAGUGGAAAAGAAGAAGCCUAAAAAGAAGUCAUGUCUGCUGCUUUAGACCCACAUCACGCAGCAGCUCUGAGCCAGAUUGCAGGAAUGAAGAACUGUUGCCCAAUUGGAAAGUGCCAGCAUUCCAGAUGUCAAAAAAUGACGAAGUAACAACAUAUCUGAAGAGGCUUCUCCUGUUUUUAUAUAUUAUGUGAAGAAUUUAGAUCUUAUAAUGGUUUGCACAAGGUCCCUGGAAAAAGAAAUUGCUCUGUGUAUAUCUCUUGGAAAUUAAGACAAUAGUAUUUCUCCUUUGCAAUAGCGGUUAACAGAUGUGAAAAUAAAUAUAAUUGACUCUAGUGUAUAAUUAUACAAAAGAGCAUGGAUGCAUUUCAAAUGUUAGAUAUUGCUACCAUAAUUAAAAUAAUUUCAUAUUGACCUUUUUAUCAUCAUUCUUCCCCAUCAAGCACUAAAAAUGUUCAACCAUUAUACUUUAUAUCUAUAAUUAUAUAGAUAUAUACUAUAUGAAUUUUCCCUUUGAACUCACUGCAGCAAGUAACUUUUUGAGUCAUUGACUUCAUUUUAUAUUUAAAAGUUAUGGAAUAUCAUUAUUUUCAUUCUGCCAUUAUAUUCUAAUUAAAAAUGUUUGUGCAUAAUGCUUUGGAAAAAUGGGUCUUUUAUAGGAAAAAACUGGGAUAACUGAUUUCUAUGGCUUUCAAAGCAAAAAUAUAUAAUAUACUAAACCAACUCUAAUAUUGCUUUUGUGUUUUACUGUCACAGAUUAAAUUACAGCUUUUAUGAAUGAUUAAAUUUUAGUACAUUUUAA
Molecule: messenger RNA, 1556 nt
Organism: Chrysemys picta bellii (western painted turtle)
Lineage: Eukaryota; Metazoa; Chordata; Testudines; Emydidae
Source: RefSeq, a predicted model, not a curated record